This is a messenger RNA of Acanthosepion pharaonis, 792 nucleotides long. The record is from the annotation of a GenBank genome assembly. Lineage: Eukaryota; Metazoa; Mollusca; Cephalopoda; Sepiida; Sepiidae.
AUGACAUCGUUUCUUUUUUCCUCCAAUUCUUCUGUUUUCCGCUUUCUAUUUGUUUUACAUGUGUCUUUCUUUAUUUUUCUUGAUAAAAGAAAGAGACAUUUAAACUCGAUGAAAUAUCUUUCUUUGUUAUAUGGCUUCUUUCCUUUCUCCAUUCCCGCUAUCUAUUAUCAUAGCGCUUCUUUCUUUCUUUCUUUCUUUCUUUCUUUCUUUCUUUCUUUCUUUCUUUCUUAUUCAUAUAUAUUUCAUAUUUUCUCCGAUUUUGAUCUAUCUGUCCAUCAUUUCUUUAAAUUAACUUUUUAUUUUCUUUCUUUCUUUCGUUCUUUCGUUCUUUCUUUCUUUUCACAACAUUCUGUUUACUUGUCUUUUUUGCGACUAAGUUCCUUUGCAUCCAAAUCACUUACUUUCCUUUCUUAUUUUCGGAACCACAGCCUUCCCCUCCCUGUUUUCUUUGAGUAUCUUUCUUUCUUUCCUAACCAUCUCUCUCUUCCAAGAUUCAUGCCUCUUUCUUUGCCUUCCUUAUAUCAGACUGCAUUAAUUUUUCAUUUCUUCCUUUCAGAGUUGAUAAUCCAUAAAAACUUAUCAAACAAUCAAAACUUCGUUUCUACCUGUCGUCUGUUUCUUCCACAUUACCUCGCUUUUUUCUUUCCUGAUGUAAUUAAUUCUUUAUAUAUUUUCUUUCAUUCAUUCAUUCUUUCUUUCUUUCUUUCUUUCUUUCUUUCUUUCUUUCUUUCUUUCUUUCUUAAUAAACUUGCCGCCAACCAUUUUGCUUGUUUUAUCCGCUUUUAUUUUUAG